GCUGAGCAGCGAUGAGACCUCGGGAGGCUGCCCGAGUUCUGCAUCCUGAGCUGGGCCCAGGGGAGAGGGCCACUGGCUGACCCGGGGCUCCUGCCCCUGUGCUGACCCCUCCUCCCUUGCCAGUGCCACUCUGGCCCCUCUGGGAGGGGCUGGGGGCAGCAGUGGGGUGCGCUGGUGUAGUCCCAGCCCUCGCGGCAGGCCGUGAGCUCACACACGUGACCCCACCAGGCCCGGUAAACAGGAUGGGUGCCUGGGUCAGCAGCUCCCUCCCUAGGUCUUCCCCGCCCCCUCAUUCCUCGGGGGUGGCCCACCUGCCCAGCUCCCCAGCUCCCCGCCCAGCUUUCUCAGCUCAGAGCAGCCGGGAUGCUAACUGAGACGCCCCGAUGACCCCUCUCAGGGUCGUAGCCACUUCCUUCCCCGACAGAUGCCUGGCGUCCCCACCGAGGGCGGUCUCCCGGGUCCCAGGCUCUCUAUGGCUGGAAGGUGUGGAAGUGUGAGGCAGUCACCUUUAGGUGGCAGUAUGGGAGGGGAGAGAGAUGGGAGAGACAAAGGCCGAUGGAAACAGAGAGGAAGGCUGAGGAAGGGCACCUGCAGCGGCAGGUGGCGUCCAGCCAUUCUGGCGUCCCCGACCCAGGCUGGCUUACACCUAGGGUGGGUCCUAUCCUGCUGCAUUCCCUACCCUCGCCCCCCUGAUGAGGUCCUGCCUGAUUCCUCUCUCCUAAGUCCCCCCUACCCCCCCACCUCUAGGAGACACUACCAGCCUAUCACCUCAGAUGCAACCUCCUACCCUGCGCCCCAGACUCCUGGGGUUGGGAAAUGGGAACACUUUGGCACCGGUCUCAUCCCAUUUCCCCCUCCCUCCCUGAUGCACGGGCUCCCUCUCUGUUUCGACACAGGCUCUCAGGCUCACAAUUACAGCUCACCUAUGGGUGGCUGGGCCUGAGUCACUGGGGGGAGGGACUCUGGGCUGCCCAGCCCUGCCACCUUCUUCCAAGCUACAGUAUAAGGAGUAGCGGCGGGGACAAGGGCUGUGGGAAAACAGGGACAUCUGGGAAAGGAGAGAGAAGGCUGCAGACCUAGAGGAAGGGAGAACGAGAAGUCAGAAGGAAGGAGAGGAGGGAGGAGGGCACGCAGACGCGGGGAAAGAGAAAGGGCAAGCGAGUAAACUUGGGUGGGAAGAAGACACUCAGGAGAGAAGGAACGAGGCAGAGAUGAAGCUACAGGGGUGUCUGGCCUGCCUCCUGCUGGCCCUGUGCCUGGGCAGUGGGGAGGCUGGCCUACUGCUGAGUGGAGGGGAGAGCUCUGGAGCAGGGGCCAUGGAGACCACUGGACACGGGGUGGGAGAGGCCAUUGGACAAGAAGUGGGAGAGGCCAUCAAGCACGGAGUCGGGGAGGCCACUGGCGGAGGGGAUGGAGAGGCAGCGGGUUCUGGAGUCAAGGAGACCAUGGGCCCCGGCGUGGGGGAUGCUCUCGCCCGUGGGGUUGAGGAAGCGGCCCAUGCUCUUGGAAACACUGGGAGUGAGGCUGGCAGACAGGCUGAGAAUGUCAUUCAGCACGGAGUGGACGCUGCCCACAGCUCCUCGCAGGGGAUGCCUGGCGGCAACGGUGCUUUGGGAACCAAUGGGCAGCCUCCUUGUGGAGGCCAUGGCUCCUCUGGCUCUCCAGGCAAUCCUGGAGGUCCAGGGAUUCCCUGGGACCAGGUGUAUUCUGGAGGCUCAGGUGGCAGCUUUGGGACCAACUCUCAGGGAGGCUCCUGGGGCCACGAAGGCUAUGGAGGGGCAUUCAACCUAGGCACCAACACUCAGGCAGCUGUGGCCCAACCUCCUUAUGGCUCAAGGAGAAGCAGUGACAACCCAAAUGCAGAGGGAAGCAGCAAUGAUGGCAGGAACAGCGGUGGCAGCAUCAGUGGUGGCAGCAGCGGCGGCAGCAACAGCAGCAGCGGUGGCAGUUCUGAGCUCCACUGGAACUCUCAGCUGUUUCCUGGGCUCUUCGGCUUGGACACUUUCUGGAAGAAUUUAAAAUCCAAGCUGGGUUUCAUGAACUGGGACACCAUCAGCAAGAACCAAAUCCCAGACCUCAGGACUCGCAUCUUCCUCUACUUCUGUCGACUCUGGGAGAAGUUCAAACAAAGCACUCCUUUCUUGAACUGGAAAGCAAUUACUGAGAACUACGAUUAUAACCAGCAGAAAUACCCUACUGCCAGUGGGGGGCAGCACUCAGCCCAGAUCCCCACUAAGUGCGGAGUCACGGUUUCUUCCUCGGCUUCCCGGGCGCGACCUGACCUGCUGCAGUGGGUGAAGUUUUGGUAGAAAAUCACUUCCAACUGCGACUGAAGCCCUGAGAACCGUCAGUCAUCAAGGGACCUGACUGUGCCCCUCCCCCAGCUCUUGGUAUGGGUGCUAACACCUGCUUUUUCUAGGUUGGGUACCUAUCUGUCUAUCCCUUGUUUCCUCCCACCCACUGUGGUGUCUCCUUGACCGUCAGCCUCAGUGGAUACACCAGCCAUUGCUUCACCUGCUCCAUUUUGUGACCUGAAGUUACCGUGACAGAAAUUCAGGAGGCGCGUCCUACUUUAGAGUUUCUCUGUGGAAAUAAAACAUGAGUCUUGUUUCCCUAA
Molecule: messenger RNA, 2617 nt
Organism: Aethalodelphis obliquidens (Pacific white-sided dolphin)
Lineage: Eukaryota; Metazoa; Chordata; Mammalia; Artiodactyla; Delphinidae
Product: dermokine-like
Exons: 12
Coding region: 1212-2309 (365 amino acids)
Biological process (GO): cornified envelope assembly
Source: RefSeq, a predicted model, not a curated record